Molecule: messenger RNA, 1009 nt
Organism: Lucilia cuprina (Australian sheep blowfly)
Lineage: Eukaryota; Metazoa; Arthropoda; Insecta; Diptera; Calliphoridae
Product: dnaJ protein homolog 1
Exons: 5
Coding region: 329-1009 (226 amino acids)
Biological process (GO): negative regulation of transcription by RNA polymerase II
Cellular component (GO): cytosol
Molecular function (GO): protein-folding chaperone binding
Source: RefSeq, a predicted model, not a curated record
UAUUUCCUUAUUAUUUAAUUUUAGUAAAGACUGCUGAAUAAAACUAAAAUUUCUACAAAUUCUCAAUUUAAAUUAAAAGAUCUUGUCAAAUGUUGGUUACGAAAAGAUGCUUUUAUUGCUGGACAAUACAACAUUGAAUAAUAUUAAGGAAUCAACAGUUUAAACUAGAGGAAACGGAUCUAAAAAUCACAAAAUUGUUUACAAUUAAAUUUAGGAAAAUUGUUUUAAGUAUUACUUGGAACCAACUGGAUAAAUAAAUAUUAGCCCACCCCAGCAUCGUCCAUUAUAAUUAUAGUUACAUACACAGAAAUUCACACACACAUACAGAAUGGCAAAAGAUUUUUAUAAAACAUUGGAAAUUCCGAAAACUGCCACUGAUGAAGAAAUCAAAAAAGCCUACAGAAAACUGGCGUUACGUUAUCAUCCCGAUAAGAAUAAAGCCGCCAAUGCUGAAGAGAAAUUCAAAGAGGUCGCUGAGGCUUAUGAAGUGUUAUCGGAUAAAAAUAAAAGGGAAUUAUAUGAUAAAUAUGGCGAAGAUGGUUUGAAAAAUGGAGGUGAGAACUUCGACUUGGAUACGGAACAUGAUUUCUUUUCAUCUCCUUUUGGUGGUUUGGGUUCACGUCAUGGUCUCGGUGGUGCGUUCAGAUCACAUUCAUUCAAUGUACACACGCCCUUCAAAAAGGAGAAACAACAGGAUCCACCGGUGGAACAUGAUCUGUACGUGACAUUGGAGGAAAUCUAUCAUGGCUGUGUUAAAAAAAUGAAAAUCUCAAGGCGUGUCCAACAGCCGGAUGGUACGUCGAAGAAGGAGGAUAAAUACGUGAGCAUAUCGAUAAAGCCAGGCUGGAAAUCGGGCACAAAAGUGACCUUCCAGAAGGAGGGCGAUCAAUCUCCUGGCAAAAUACCAGCCGACAUUGUGUUCAUCAUAAGAGAUAAACCACAUGCCAUGUUUAAACGUGAGGGAAGCGAUUUAAGAUAUACAGCCCGCCUUACAUUAAAACAGCAAUAA